GCGCACUGCCGUCCGCGGCCGCCCGGCCGCCGACGCCAUCGCUGGAAGAGUUCCCGCACUGCUCUGCGAGCGCCCUGUCCUCAGGCGGCCGCCAGAUAUGUCUUUGCAGGACUCCACUCUUUCCAGAGAGGGGAGCCCAGAGGAAGAGAUUAUGGCUGCUGUGGUUUUUUCAGUUGGACCUCUGAAGUGAUCAAGCUUAAUAGAUGACAUGGAGAGAAAGAAGAUGUUUAAGACACAGUGCUUGGCUGUAGGGUGCUUACAGUCUCACUGAGAGUCCUGAAAUUCCCCAGCCAAAUGAAGAUCUUCACCUUCAGGCAGAAGAACAAGAAUUGGUAAAGAGCCUCAAGGUAGCCAGAGGUGAGAGCUGAGGGCCUUCUUAGAUUUUUCCUGGGGCUUAGCUCCAGAUGGGAAAAGAAAACAAACGCAGAAUCAGUGACAUUUAAAGAUGUGGCUAUAGACUUCACAUUGGAAGAGUGGAGGUUGAUGGACCCUACACAGAGGAAACUGCACAAGGAUGUGAUGCUAGAGAAUUAUAGGAAUCUUGUCUCCUUGGGGCUUGCAGUUUCCAAACCAGACAUGAUAUCUCAUUUGGAGGAUGGAAAAGGACCAUGGGUGGUAGUGAGAGAAACUUCAAAAACCCCCUAUUCAGAGUUGGAGACCAAACCUACAACCAAGAAUGCUCUACCAACAGAGAAUAUUUCUGAAGAAUGUUUAUCACAGGAGACCAUAGUAGAGAAACUCAUAGAGAAUGGUCUAUGGGACACCAAAAUGGGAGGAUUAUGGAAAUGGAGUGACAGGAUAUUGAGAUGGCAAGAUAGUCAAGAAAGUCAUUUGAGUCAGAGAAUAGUUAAACACAAGAAAAUUCCCACUCUUCAAAAAGGCUUUAGAUUUGGAUCUGUUCUUUUUCCAGAACCAGGAGUUAUCACAGAAGAGCCCCACAGCAAAUACCAAACACAUGAGGAAAAUUUUACAGAGAAUUUAGAUUUGAUUACAGAUACCCAUCUGGGGAAGAAAAUGUGCAAGGAUACAGAAGGCAACAAAGUCAUAAGCCCUGCUUCAGAACUCACUUUAGAGAAAAAAAACAAUAAUAAAGAAAAACCCUAUAAAUGUAGUACAUGUGAAAAGGCCUUCCGUUAUAGGUCAUUACUCAUUCAACAUCAGAGAACUCACACUAAAGAAAAACCUUAUGAAUGUAAUGAAUGUGGGAAAAUGUUCAGCCAGCCUUCAUAUCUUAGUCAACAUAAAAAAAUUCACACUGGAGAAAAGCCCUAUAAAUGUAAUGAAUGUGGAAAGGCCUUCAUUGCUUCUUCAUCCCUUAUGGUGCAUCAGAGAAUUCAUACUAAGGAGAAACCUUAUCAGUGCAAUGUCUGUGGAAAAUCUUUCAGCCAGUGUGCCCGCCUUAAUCAACACCAGAGAAUUCAAACUGGAGAGAAGCCCUAUAAAUGUAGUGAAUGUGGGAAAGCUUUUGGUGAUAAAUCAAAACUUGCAAGACAUCAGGAAACUCACAAUGGAGAAAAACCCUACAAAUGUAAUGAUUGUGGGAAAGCCUUCAGGAAUAAGUCAUAUCUUAGUGUACAUCAGAAGACCCAUACUGAAGAGAAACCAUAUAAAUGCAUUGAGUGUGGGAAAUCUUUCAAGAAUACCACAAUCUUUAAUGUUCAUCAGAGAAUUCAUACUGGAGAGAAACCCUUUAGAUGUAAUGAGUGUGGGAAAGCCUAUAGAAGUAAUUCAAGCCUUAUUGUACAUAUAAGAACUCAUACUGGGGAAAAACCCUAUGAAUGUAAUGAAUGUGGGAAAGCAUUCAAUCGUAUAGCAAAUUUCACAGAACAUCAGAGGAUUCAUACAGGAGAAAAACCCUAUAAAUGUAAUGAAUGUGGGAAAGCAUUCAUCAAUUAUUCAUGCCUUACUGUACACCACAGAAUGCAUACAGGAGAGAAACCUUAUAAAUGUAAUGAAUGUGGAAAGGCCUUCAUGCGUUCUUCAUCUCUAAUUAUACAUCAGCGAAUUCAUACGGAGGAGAAACCUUAUCUCUGUAAUGAAUGUGGGGAAUCUUUCAGAAUAAAAUCACACUUAACUGUACAUCAGAGGAUUCAUACUGGAGAGAAACCAUAUAAAUGUACUGACUGUGAGAGGGCAUUUACCAAGAUGGUAAAUCUCAAGGAGCACCAGAAAAUUCAUACUGGUGUGAAACCCUACAACUGCUAUGAUUGUGGAAAAUCCUUCAGAACUAAGUCAUACCUUAUUGUACAUCAAAGAACCCAUACUGGAGAAAAACCAUAUAAGUGUAAUGAAUGUGAGAAAGCUUUCACUAAUACAUCACAGCUUACUGUGCAUCAAAGAAGGCAUACUGGAGAAAAACCCUAUAAAUGUAAUGAGUGUGGGAAGGUUUUCACAAGUAACUCAGGCUUUAAUACCCACCAAAGGACACAUACCGGGGAGAAACCAUUUAAAUGUAAUGACUGUGGCAAAGCAUUUAGCCAGAUGGUACACGUCACAGAACAUCAGAAAAUCCAUAGUGGAGAGAAACCCUAUAAAUGUGAUGUCUGUGGAAAAGCCUUCAGGAGAGGUUCAUACCUUACAGUGCAUUGGAGAACACAUACUGGAGAAAAGCCCUAUACAUGUAAGGAAUGUGGGAAAGGUUGUAUUACUCUAUCACAGCUAACUCUACAUCAGAGAAUUCAUACUGGGGAGAGGCCCUAUAGAUGUGAAGAAUGUGGAAAAGCCUUCAGAACUAACUCAGACUUCACUGUACAUCUGAGGAUGCACACUGGAGAAAAACCCUAUAAAUGUAGUGAAUGUGGAAAAGCCUUUAGGAGUAGCUCAAGCCUUACUGUACAUCAAAGAAUACAUCAGAGAGAAGCUCAAUUAAUAUAGAGGACAGAAAAUUAUCAUCCAGAUAUAACAAGAAUCUUAUAAACUAUAUUUUAUGAAUGUGGGAAAAUGUUCAGGAGCAAUUUACCAGAAAGUACACACUUCAUAAAUAUAAGAAUGUAGAAAAGCAAUUGGUCAUAUUAAAUCUUAGAAGUUAUAAGAAAAUUCAUAAUAAAAAGGGCAAAUGAAAGCCUUCAUCCAAAUUUCAUAUUUUAUUCAUUUAACAAAUUAUCUUCGAUGAAUUGCCUAUUUUUUUGCUGAUUUUCUUAGUGGUUUAUAUUUCUUAUAAAUCUGGAGGUGUUAAUAUAUUUGAGAUAUUAAUCAUUUGACAUAUGUGUUGCAAAUGUUUUUCUUAACGUAGUAUUUCUUUGUAUUUUUUUAUGUAGUAAAAGGUUUUUAAGUCUUUAAUUUUUCAUAGUAAAAUAUUUACAUCUUUUCCUUUUUAUAUUCUUUAUUUACUCUUUUAGCAAUCCCCAGGUUAUAUAUAGUCUCCUAAAUUUGUUUCUAAUAUUCUGAUAAUUUUAUUUUUUACAUUGAAGUUUUAAUCCACCUGGACUAGAUGGCUCUUCAUAGAAGAACAACUCCAAAUGCAUUAACCUAUGAAAAUAUUAUGAACCUAAAUAAACAAUACUCAGGGAAACGCAAAUUGAAACAACCAAUGAUAUGUUACUUCCACUUCAUGGAGUUGGCAAAAAUUAAGAGAUCUUUUGCUAGUGGAGUUUGGCAAACCAUAUACUCUUACCAAAUGGUUAUAUCAACUUAUAUUUCCACCAGCAAUCCAGCGGUAUAUAUUUUUUUUAAUUAAGUAAAAUUUUAAAAGCACUUUGACCCAGCAGUCUCACUUUUGGGGAAUCUGCCCCACAGAAAUAAUAGCAUCAGUGUAAAAGCAUAUGUAUAAAUAAGGAUGUUUAUUAAAGUACUGUUUGUAGAGACAGAGAAGAAACCCAACUGGAGACAAAGUGAAUGCCAAUUAAUAGGGGAAUGGGUGAAUAAAUUGUGAUAUAGCCAUACCAUGGAAACGUAUGAGAGUAAUUUUUAAAAUGAGUUAUAGCUACACUAGUUGACUUCAAGGUAUUUCCACAAUUUUUUGAUAAGUAUUUGCUUUAUUACAGAGAUGUAUAUGUACAAGAUUUCAUUUUUGUUAAAGUAAUGGUCACAUGCCUUUAUGUAUGCAUGUAUGUGUGCAUGUGAUUAGAUGAGCAUGGAAACAAGUAUGGAAGAAUAUACAUCAGGCUGUUAAUAUUCGUUACCUUGAAGGGAGGGAGAAAAGGAGAAGCAGUGAUAUAAGUGGGGGGGAAAACUAGGAAAAUAGAAAAAUGUAAAUGCAGUAUGUAUGGUAUGAAACUAUGUAUUUGUGUGAACUUUUGAUAGCCAUGAAUGAAGGGACAGUCUCCAAAAAGUUAAUGACAGUUGUUUUAGAUUUGUUGCAGAAUCCAGUGUUUUUUGUUUGUUUUACCUCUCUCUGCUUUUCUGUAUUUCUCAGUUUUUCUUUCCAAUGAGCAUGUAAUAUUUAUAUAAACAUGAAAAACCUAUUUUUCUUGUGAAGCUAAUUUACUAGACACCUGUGAUAGCCCAGGAAUUACCCUAGGUGCUGGAUAUACCUUGGCAGGGCAGGAGUGGUCAUGGAUCUAAGAGCAUGGAAACUGGUCUUGGUACCAUCUAGAUUCCAAAGAAGUUUUCCAGCACUUCAGGAUCCCCCCCCCACCCUCUCAGUUUCGUUUGGAGGAGGUAAUAGAGAUUUCAGGUAAAUGAAAAACAUAUCCGAGAAUAUCUGGAACCUGUGUCCAGAUUAUAGACCAGAAGACUUGCAAGCUUCAGAGACAAGUUCCACUUUCAACAUGGCACCAAAGGAAAGAUCACAGUGGUGUAAAGGUCUGUGUACAGCUCCACAGAACACUGUGAUGGAGUAUAGAGAGGGAAACAGCCAAGAACUCCAAAGUCCAUGUAUAAAAGCUUGGAAGUUCUGGAAAUACUAAGAGAGUCCUGGAGUCAAAAUGGGAACCCAGAGGCUGUGACCCUGGUACUGGAAAGCCCUAAGAGACCGUGGACCUAACAUCUGAAAAGGACAAGGCAUGUAGAGCUACACUUCAGUGGAGACUGAAGGAAAGAAAAUCAAAUACUUCUCCCACAAUGCUAGGAUAAGUCUUUAAUAUUGGGAAGGGGAUAUUGGGUGACUGAUGUGAGCUGUCUCCCAUUUUAAAAUGAAUAAUUUGACAUUGUGGUUGAAAUGACUAUUUCUGAUUGAAUUAUAAUAGUGAAAUUUAUUAACCAUUACCAGGAGAUGUGUCUACUUUGGAUAAAUGUACCACUUUCUGAUUGGAAAGUUUAAGGGUCUGACCUUGAAAUACUAUCCUUGAGAAACUCUAUUGUCAAACAGUCUACAUGACUUGAUGUCAACUUUUUUGGCUGCUCGUAUCUACCUUCAAACCCUCACCACACCUAAACCCCGUCUCUCUUCACUGCCUUAGAAGGUAGAAGAGGAGUAAGGUCAGCAGGUUCAAGUGACAUAAGAACUGAAAGGUGUCCAUCAGGUUAGGGGAUGGAGAUGAUACAGGGCACCUUUACUAGAGCAGUUUCCAUGAACUGCUAAGGUGCCAAAGCCUGGUUCCAGUGUGUAGUGGUAUCUCACUAUAGGUUUAAUAUCAUUUCCUUACUCUCUACUGAUGUUGAGUCCCCUUCUAGGUGUUUAUUGGCUUUUGGAAUAUCCUCUUUUGAGAAGUGCCUGUUCAAGACUUUUGCCCAUUUUUAUUGAUAACUCUUUCUGUUUAUUUGUAGGAUUCUUUAUAUAUUCUGGAUACAAGGUAUUUUUAGAUAUUUGUAUUACAAAUAUCUACUCAUCAGCAUCUUGCCUUUUCACUCUCUAAAUGUUGUCUUUUGAUGGACAGAAGUCUUUAACUUUGAUGAAUAAUUCAACAAUCUUUUCUUUUAUGAUUACUACUUUUUUGUGCCUAGUUUAAGAAAUCUUUUCCUAACCCAAAGUCAUAGGAUAUUUUCCUACAUUUACUUCUGCAUAGCUACUGUUUUACUUUUCAGUUUUAGGCUACAAUCCAUCUGAUAUUUUUAUAUGGUGUGGAGUAGAGGUCAAUUUAAUAUUUUCCAUGCAAAUACACAAUUUAUUCAACAUCAUUUGUUGAAAAGACCAUCUUUUCCCCUCCCCCUUGGGUACCCUUGUGAUAAGUCAGAUGGUCAGAUUAUGUGAGGGGGUCUAUUUCUAGAUUAUCUAUUCUGACUCAUUGUUCUGUUGAAUACCAAAUAUUUUUAGUGAAAACAGGUUGAUAGUAAAUCUUGGCAUCUGGUGGUAUAUGUCUUCUAAUUUUGUUCUUCUUAUUCAAAAUUGUCACUGUAAUUCUAUGUUCUUGGCAUUUUCAUAUGCAUUUUAGAAUGAUUAUUUUUUCAGUUACUCCACCAUAAAAAGUAGGGAUUUCAAUGGAUAUUACAUCACAUAUAUAGAUUAGUUUUGGAAGAAUGGGUACCUUAACAACAUUGAGACAUCCAAUCUAUAAGCAGGCCAUACCUUUUCAUUUAUACACAUCUUUUAAUUUUAGUAAUUUUUGUAUUUUUUCAAUAAAAUUUUGAAUAUUUUGUAAGGUUAUUAUAUAUUUGAUGUUUUGGUGAUUCUAUAAAGGCUAUUAUCUUAAUUUCAUUUUCUGAUUUGCUAAUAUAUGUAAUACAUAACUAUAUAUAAUAUAUUAAAUAUAUAAUAUGUAAUAAGUAAUGAUAUGUAUAAUAGAUUUUUUUUAACUGAGCUUAUAUCCAGUGACCUUCCUAAAAUUCACUUGUUAAUUAUAAUAGUUUGUUCAUUCUUUCGGACUUUCUACAUACACAAUAUGUCACCUGUGAUAAAGUAAAAUCUUUCUUACCUCACCCUUUCCAAUAUUUAUGCCAUUUUUUUCUUGCUUUAUUGCACUGGCUAGGACCUUCAAAAGUAAAAAUUGUAGGCAUCCUUGCCUUUUUCCCAGAAUUUAAAGGAAAAUCCUAAACAUUCCAUUAGAAAUGAUAUGAGGUAUAAAUUUGUAGAUAAUCUCUAUCAGAUUAAGGGAAUUCUCCUCAAAUCCUAGUUUGCUGAGAUUUCUUAUCAUGGACAGGUAUUGAAUUUCAUCAGAUACGUAGUUUGUAGCUAUUGAGAUGACCGUUUGGCUUUUCUCAUCCUGUUAAUGUGGUUGAAUUAUGCGGAUUGAUUUUUUUUAUUUUAAAAAUUGCGGUAAAAUACACAUAACAUAAAAUUUACCAU
Molecule: messenger RNA, 7102 nt
Organism: Delphinapterus leucas (beluga whale)
Lineage: Eukaryota; Metazoa; Chordata; Mammalia; Artiodactyla; Monodontidae
Gene: ZNF624
Product: zinc finger protein 624
Biological process (GO): regulation of DNA-templated transcription
Cellular component (GO): nucleus
Source: RefSeq, a predicted model, not a curated record